Thlaspi arvense is the source of this 3301-nucleotide messenger RNA. Lineage: Eukaryota; Viridiplantae; Streptophyta; Magnoliopsida; Brassicales; Brassicaceae. The record is from the annotation of a GenBank genome assembly.
CUCGGCUCUGUCUAUAAUACUAAUAUUUUUGCUUUUUAAAUUUUGAAAAAAAAAAACGUAAAGGGCAAAAGGAAUAAUGAUCUCGCGAGAGUUUGGCCGGUGAAACUGUCAAAAAGACACAGAUGAUUUGGUCUCUCACCUACUCCAUUGUGAAACCAGAAACAAUCUCUCCCUAAAGGGUAUUUCAUCUUCUUUCUUCUUUCAAUCUCCGCUUUGUAUCUUUCUUUCUCAAUUCUCUCUUGUCUUUUCCUUUCUCUCUCCACCACAUAAAUUCGGAAUUCAAAAGGAAAAACCCCUUGAGCUCCAUUGAGUCAACUCCUUCAUUUCCGAUCCUUGGGUCUGUAUUACUAUUCGUGGGUCUUCAGCUCCAACGACAGAGGAAGCCAAGCCGGAGAGAAAUCAAUGGCGUCUGGCGGCGGAGAGUCUGAGAGAGGUGUUCAAAUCGGAUCCGACUCGAAGCCGAAGCCGGCGGAUCCCAAAAUAGGCGGAGCCGGGAGCAGGAGCGCCGGAGAAGGGCAGUACAUCAGGGCGGACACUCUGGAUUUCAGUAAAUGGGAUUUGCACAUGGGUCAAACCUCAAGUGCCCCCAAGGCGCGGGCGGCGCCUAUGCAGGAGUGGGAGAUUGACCUCUCGAAGCUGGAUAUGAAGCACGUCCUCGCCCACGGCACUUAUGGCACUGUCUACCGCGGUGUCUACGCCGGCCAACAAGUCGCAGUCAAGGUGUUAGAUUGGGGAGAAGAUGGUUACGCCACAGCUGCCGAAACUACGGCUCUGCGUGCUUCCUUCGAGCAAGAGGUCGCCGUCUGGCAGAAGCUCGAUCAUCCCAACGUUACAAAGUUUAUAGGAGCGUCCAUGGGAACCUCGGAUCUCAAGAUCCCUCCUGCCGGCGAUUCUGGCGGGCGUGGUAACGGUGCACAUCCUGCGAGGGCCUGCUGUGUUGUGGUCGAAUAUGUUGCCGGAGGCACUCUCAAGAAGUUCCUCAUCAGGAAGUAUAGGUCCAAACUACCCAUCAAGGAUGUCAUUCAGCUCGCUUUAGAUCUCGCCAGAGGGCUGAGUUACCUCCACUCCAAGGCGAUUGUACAUCGUGACGUGAAGACAGAGAACAUGUUGUUAGAAACUAAUAAGACGCUCAAGAUUGCUGAUUUCGGAGUAGCUAGAGUCGAAGCUCAGAACCCUCAGGACAUGACUGGUGAAACUGGAACUCUUGGAUACAUGGCGCCAGAGGUUCUUGAAGGAAAGCCUUACAACAGGAAAUGCGAUGUCUACAGCUUUGGCGUAUGCCUCUGGGAGAUUUACUGCUGCGACAUGCCCUACGCUGACUGUAGUUUUGCUGAGAUCUCUCACGCCGUUGUUCAUAAGAAUCUGAGACCAGAGAUUCCGAAAUGCUGCCCACAAUCGGUGGCAAACAUCAUGAAGAGAUGCUGGGACCCGAAUCCUGACAAGCGUCCGGAGAUGGAGGAGGUCGUGAAGCUACUUGAAGCGGUAGACACAAGCAGAGGCGGUGGAAUGAUAGCUCCAGACCAGUUUCAGGGCUGCCUCUGUUUCUUCAGACCUCGUGGCCCCUGAUCUCUCUCUCUCCCUUUCAUUUUUUGAGAGCUGCGUGAUUCUUUGGAUUUUGUAAUCUUUUUUUGAGACUUUGGAGUUAGAUUGGUGUGGUCUUUGUCAUAAGAAUCUCUGCUCUCUCUGCUCUCUCGAUGUAUUUUAUACUACUACACACAGUCGUGUAUAAAUUGAUAAAGCUUGAUUCUUUCUUUCUCUUUUGGGGGUCUUUGCAGGUCUGUUGUUUCUACCAAAAUGUCGAUUCUUACAAUUUCAUAUAUGUAAACCUGUAAUGGAACAAACAGAAACAGAGAACUGAAAGUUUAAAAAAAAAACAGAGCACCCACUAAGCCUAAGAGUGAAGAAGGCUACUAGAGGGUCUGGUUGUACAUUGAAAAGGAUUGGGGCGAUUUUGUUAUUAGUAUCAAAGAUAAGUUUCAGUGCAUACGUUUCUGUCGGAGCUCGACUCAGAUGGUGACCGGAAGCUCAAAGGCGGCGGCUUUUUACUCGAUGAAAGAUUUCCUGAAGCAGACAGGCGGUUUUGCGGUUAUAGACGGCGGGCUUGCAACGGAGUUUGAGCGUCAUGGAGCGGAUCUCAACGAUCCUCUCUGGAGCGCUAAAUGCCUUCUCACAUCCCCUCACCUCGUUCACACCGUGCAUCUCGAUUACCUUGAAGCCGGUGCAGAUAUCAUCUGCAGCGCUUCUUAUCAGGCCACGAUUCAGGGGUUUGAAGCAAAAGGCUUUUCAAGAGAAAAGAGCGAAUCUUUGCUUAGAAAGAGCGUGGAAAUAGCCUGCGAAGCUAGGAACACGUACUAUGACAAAUGCGGAACUAGCUCCUCCAGCGAGAUCAUGGAUGAUAAGAUACUUAAAAAGCGGCCUAUAUUAGUUGCAGCAUCAGUUGGUAGCUACGGCGCAUAUUUGGCUGAUGGAUCAGAAUACAGUGGAGUGUAUGGUGAUUCGAUGACGCUGGAAACACUCAAGGAUUUUCACCGAAGACGAGUCCAAGUUCUGGCGGAGUCGGGUGCUGAUAUAAUCGCAUUUGAGACCAUUCCAAACAAGCUAGAGGCUCAGGCGUUUGCGGAGCUGUUAGAUGAAGGGGAUGUGAAGAUUCCAGGGUGGUUUUCGUUUAACUCCAAGGAUGGGGUGAACGUGGUGAGUGGGGAUUCGAUCAAGGAGUGUAUCGCCAUAGCUGAAAGUUGUGAGAAAGUAGUGGCGGUUGGAAUCAACUGCACCCCUCCAAGAUACAUAGAGGGGCUAGUUACGGAGAUAGGAAAGGUGACGAGGAAGCCAAUACUAGUGUAUCCAAACAGCGGAGAAAGCUAUGAUGCUGAUCGGAAGGAGUGGGUUGAAAACACAGGAGUUGGGGAUGAAGACUUUGUGUCAUACGUAGAGAAGUGGAUGGAUGCAGGAGUGUCUUUGCUUGGAGGUUGCUGCCGCACUACACCAACCACCAUCAGAGCCAUUCACAGCAGACUUGUCUCCCGCAGAGCACUUUCCUCUUCGUCCCACCAUUAUUAGCCUCUCUUUCUUCUAUUUGUACCCAAAAACAAAACUUUUGAAUGUUUUUUGUUUUCCCUUUGCCCAACACUAAACCCGUUCUGCAACAUGAUCGCCUCUUUUCUUCUUCUUGUUCUAUAUAUAUGAUGCCAUCAAAAGUUUUGUGUAGACUGUGUGUAGUAGUCUCGUGUUAGAUAGAUGACCCUCACCAAAUGUCAAAUGUCACAUAUUAUUUUGUUUCCAGAAUAUGUAAUACUGAUUGUCU